Molecule: messenger RNA, 816 nt
Organism: Trichoderma harzianum CBS 226.95
Lineage: Eukaryota; Fungi; Ascomycota; Sordariomycetes; Hypocreales; Hypocreaceae
Exons: 1
Coding region: 1-816 (271 amino acids)
Source: RefSeq, a predicted model, not a curated record
AUGAGGAUAACUAUCCCCAAGAGCCGUUUUGCCGUGGCAUUAGGGGCGGGACGGUAUUGGCAGGGCGUCGCUCGAAGCGAAUAUCGGCUCGCAAAGAGGUCGCCCUGGUCAGAUCCAAGCCGACCGCAUCAAGUGAGGUACGGAUUGAAUAUCGGUCAGAUGCCUAGGCACUACACCACAAGGCCCAACAGCAAAGAUCGAUCAACAAACAUAUCACAUGAAGCACCGAAAUCGGGAAACAUUCGCCUAUCACCCACAAAAGGGCUCGAACUGCCCAUCUCCAUGCCCUUCACCCGCCUUGACGAAGGCACAUGGCUUCACAACCGCCCAGAAACCGACGUAUAUAAGCUUCUCAUCGACUCUUAUCGCCUUCGUGUCGAGGAUACUCAUGUUUUCAAGGGCGAAGCGAUGGAGGACAGUAUCUAUGCAGGUUGCAAGAACGGACGGCGUGGUUUUCGGAAGUUCUUGAGAAGGGCUGCUACUAUUCCUGGUCUGCUGCCUCCAUGGUGGACCAAGGAGAAGAGCACAGCCUGCGAGAAGUUUGGAAUGGUCCCGUCGCAAUGGCAAAAUCUGCGAUACACUGCCAGGAAAAGAGAGAUCAUGGAGCACUAUGGGGAUCAUCUAUUUCCUAUGCAACUACGAAUGCUGGCUGAGGCGGUCUAUGGGAUUCAUCCCUGCGGGACUGCUGGAACAAAAGCGAGAGAGUAUAUGAUGGCAGAAGAGCGAGGAGAAGGAAAGACUACUGUAAUUGAUAUGUCUGAAGGUAUAAAGGUCGAUUCUUUUUUUGCUAUGCUCAUGGCCAUCAUGUUCAAAUAA